CUCUCUUUCUUUCUCAAAACUCAAACAACACGUACCCUCGAAACGCGCUCUACGCCAAACCCUUUAAAGAAGGAUAACCGUCUCAAACCAUAAGAGGGAAGCAACAGAGAAGAGAGAACAGAGAGAGAGAGAGAUUUGAUUCAUCUCUCCCUCUUUCUUGUGCCAAUACCUUCAGCAUUUUCAAUGGCAGAAGCAUCAUCUUCUAAACGUAAGAAAAAUCCCAAGAAGUUCCUCAUGACUGAGUCGGACAUUGCCAUGGCUCAGAAGCUCAUGCAGCUUAGCGACGAAGAUAGCAACAAUAACAACAAGAAGAGGGACGCAGAUGAUGAUCAAGAGGUUGAUCAGAGCCGAAGCGAUAUAACUUCGGCAGUGAUUGAAGAGAUUUUCGGGAAAGAAGAGGUCAUCAUGCAGUGCCGGCCGAAGAAGCGGAGGUAUCGAACUCUUGAUAGUAUUUACACGGAGACGAAACCGAUGAAUGCUAGAUACCGGAAACAUUAAUGGUAUUUUAGUUUAGAAGAUUGAUUAAUCCAGUAACAAAAUUGUGUAUAGAUGGUUUUUACUAAUUUAGUACUUUUUGUAGGAAAAAUGGAGACUGUAUUUCUUGCUUUGCCUAAUAAUCAGUAACAGACGUUGAGGUUUUUUCA
This is a messenger RNA of Juglans regia (Persian walnut), 644 nucleotides long. RefSeq lists its product as uncharacterized. The record is from RefSeq and is a predicted model, not a curated record. Lineage: Eukaryota; Viridiplantae; Streptophyta; Magnoliopsida; Fagales; Juglandaceae. The coding region runs from base 184 to 498 and encodes 104 amino acids. The transcript has a single exon.